AUGCCAGAAGAAAAUACACAAGAAGUUGGCAUGAACCUGCUACUAGAAAUGGCCGAUGUGUUGGACGCAACUCCAAGUGAUUUGUCUUCGGAUUUUAGUAAAAUCCAUUGCUUAGAUGGAAAAAUCAAGGAAAUGCAAAUGGCCUUGGAUGCUUCCGUUCACAAAAUUAUGAGCUCCAAUGCCACCCCGGAUGAAAGAUCUUCCAUAAUACAAAACAUUGUGGAAGUUGUAAAAAAGAAUUCACCCCUUAUCCAUAGAAAAGCUCAUAUAUCUAUGCACACAGAAGCUGUAUCCAAGCAAAACCUUUCGAGGUUGCAGACUUGCUUUCAGGCAAUGGAAAUGAUCUAUCCUCAUUUUUUUAUUCCAUACGUUGCUGCCCCAGAGCCUUUGGAAUCCCGCCGUGAAAAGCGAGUACCUACUAGAUCAUCAAAGCGGCGACAAGGAAGGGAUGCCAGCGCUAAGGAGACGAGUGAAAAGAAAAAGAAACCGGAUGCUGUUGACUCUCUUGUUCAUUCUCCUAACUUUUCAGAUCAACAAUCAGACGCUUCCACAGUAGCAGGUUUAAAUGAUUUUCCGUAA
Molecule: messenger RNA, 579 nt
Organism: Schizosaccharomyces osmophilus
Lineage: Eukaryota; Fungi; Ascomycota; Schizosaccharomycetes; Schizosaccharomycetales; Schizosaccharomycetaceae
Gene: png3
Product: ING family-like protein Png3
Exons: 3
Coding region: 1-579 (192 amino acids)
Source: RefSeq, a predicted model, not a curated record